Benincasa hispida (wax gourd) is the source of this 2071-nucleotide messenger RNA. RefSeq lists its product as uncharacterized. Gene Ontology annotation, molecular function: beta-glucosidase activity. The record is from RefSeq and is a predicted model, not a curated record. NCBI's taxonomy places the organism in Eukaryota, Viridiplantae, Streptophyta, Magnoliopsida, Cucurbitales, Cucurbitaceae. Gene Ontology annotation, biological process: glucan catabolic process.
AUUAGGAUCGAAACAAAUUACAAUAGAAAAAGUAUAGGAAUUGGUUUCUCUUUGAUCCUUUUUUUCUUCUUGUUUACAAGAUGGCAAGAGUUCUCAUCACUUUAGUGGGACUUUUGUUCCUUUGUUUCUCUGAAACAUUGGCAAGAGCUGAAUAUUUGAAAUACAAAGACCCAAAACAGCCCUUGAAUGUUCGCAUUAAGGACCUACUUGGUCGGAUGACUUUCGAGGAAAAAAUUGGCCAAAUGGUGCAAAUUGAAAGAGUUAAUGCUACAUUUGAGGUUAUGCAAAAAUAUUUCAUUGGGAGUGUAUUGAGUGGUGGAGGCAGUGUUCCAUCAAAGAAAGCUUCAGCCAAGGAUUGGGUCCACAUGGUCAAUAAAAUUCAAAAAGGAGCUUUGUCGACUAGACUUGGAAUUCCAAUGAUAUAUGGGGUUGAUGCUGUACAUGGUCACAACAAUGUCUAUAAAGCAACAAUCUUCCCUCACAAUAUUGGUCUUGGAGCUACGAGGGAUCCUCAGCUUGUGAAAAUUGGAAUUGCUACUGCACUUGAAGUUAGAGCUACUGGGAUUCCUUAUACUUUUGCACCUUGUAUAGCGGUUUGUAGAGAUCCAAGAUGGGGUCGGUGUUAUGAAAGUUAUGGUGAAGAUCCUAAGAUCAUUCAAGCUAGAGAGAUUAUACUAGGUUUACAAGGAGAUAUCCCACCUAAUUCUCGCAAGGGUGUUCCAUAUGUCGCUGGAAAAAAAAAUGUAGCAGCAUGUGCAAAACACUUUGUUGGAGAUGGUGGAACAACUAAGGGGAUCAAUGAGAACAACACAGUAAUAGAUAGACAUAGUUUACUUAGCAUUCAUAUGCCAGGUUACUACAACUCAAUAAUCAAGGGAGUUGCAACCCUCAUGGUUUCGUAUUCAAGCGUGAAUGGAGAGAAGAUGCACGCAAACCAGAAUCUUGUUACCAACUUUCUUAAAAAUACUCUUAAUUUUAGGGGUUUUGUAAUCUCAGAUUGGCAGGGUAUUGAUAAGAUUACAAGUCCACCUCAUUCUAACUAUACAUAUUCCAUUAUGGCGAGCGUUAAUGCUGGUGUUGACAUGAUUAUGGUGCCAUACAACUACACAGAGUUCAUCGACGGUCUUACCUAUUUGGUAAAAAAUAAUGCAAUUCCUAUUAGUCGAAUUGAUGAUGCAGUGAAGAGAAUAUUGCGAGUCAAAUUUAUUAUGGGUUUAUUUGAGAACCCAUUAGCUGACUUAAGUUUGAUUAAUGAGCUUGGUAAACAGGAGCAUAGAGAAUUAGCAAGAGAAGCUGUUAGAAAAUCACUUGUAUUAUUGAAAAAUGGAAAAUUUCCUAACCAACCAUUACUGCCUCUCCCAAAGAAAGCACCAAAGAUACUUGUUGCUGGAAGCCAUGCAAACAACCUUGGAAAUCAGUGUGGUGGUUGGACUAUGGAAUGGCAAGGAUUUAGUGGCAACAACCUUACUAUUGGUACACCAAUCCUUGCUGCAAUAAAAGACACAGUUGAUCCUGAAACAAAAGUUAUAUUUGAAGAGAAUCCAAGUGUGGAAUUUCUCAAAUCACACGAUUUUUCUUAUGCCAUUGUCGUCGUUGGAGAAAAUCCAUAUGCAGAAACCAAUGGUGAUAGCUUGAAUCUUACAAUUCCUCAUCCUGGUCCAGAAACAAUCACAAAUGUUUGUGGAGUAGUAAAAUGUGUAGUUAUAGUAAUCUCAGGACGACCAGUAGUAAUCCAACCUUAUAUUGCUUCGAUGGAUGCACUUGUUGCUACAUGGCUUCCAGGAACUGAAGGCAAAGGCAUUACAGAUGUGUUAUUUGGUGACUAUGGCUUUAUUGGUAAGCUUUCAAUGACAUGGUUCAAGACUGUUGAUCAAUUGCCAAUGAAUUUUGGAGAUCCACAUUAUGAUCCUCUUUUCCCAUUUGGAUAUGGUCUCACUACAGAGCCUAUCAAAGCUAAUUGAAUGAGUGUUCAACUUGAGCAUAUAAAUGCAAUGAAAUGUUCUUCAAAACUCUCUACUUGAUUAGGGUUUUUAUUUUCAACUUUGUUGUGAUAAAUAUUAUUGUUUGCCUA